AGAGAGAUUUUCCACAAUGGUUUGGUUUUACACACGCUGCGCGUUCUGCUCCGCGCACAGCGGCGCUUUCAGCUCGCAGGAAUCAGCAGAGUAGUUUUCCUCUUCUUUUCUAAAAGCACCGGAUCAGCUCCAGAGGACAGACGUCCUCCUCUGCUCCUCCUCACAGACCUUCUCCUCGGCUCCUCCGCACAGCUCCUCCCGCAGCUGCCGGUGCGUAAAGACAGGAGGUCAGCCAACAUAAGACAUCAUGAGCGACCGGUUUGACUGCAAAAACUGCAACGAGUCCCUUUAUGGCCGCAAAUACAUCCCUGUGAAGGAGGAGCCUCACUGCAUCCCCUGCUAUGACCGCCUGUAUGCAAACACCUGCCAGGAAUGUAAAGAAAUCAUUAGUCACAAUGCAAAGGAGCUCUUCUACGAGAACAGACACUACCACGAGAACUGCUUCCGUUGUUACCGCUGUGACCGCUCUCUGGUGGACGAACCCUUCACCUGUCAACAGGAUGCUCUGCUCUGCAACGACUGCUACUGCAAUGAGUUUUCCUCCAAGUGUGUCGCCUGCAACAAGACGGUGAUGCCAGGAUCACGGAUGCUGCAGUAUGGUGGAUCCACAUGGCACGAGGACUGUUUUGUGUGCCAUGGCUGUGCAACACCAAUUGGAGCCAAAUCCUUCAUCCCAGACAGAAACAAUUACUACUGCAUGCCGUGCUACGAGGGCAGGUUUGCCCCACAGUGUAGCUACUGCAAGAAGGCGCUGACUAAAGGGGGCGUGACCUAUAAAGACGAGGUUUGGCACAAAGACUGUUUUUUGUGCACGUGCUGUAAAGCACCGCUGGCCGGCCAACCCUUCACCUCUCAGGGGGAAAGCCCGUACUGCGUCAAGUGCUUCAGCAGCCUGUACGCCAAGAAGUGCACCGGCUGCAACUCGGCCAUCACAGGUUUUGGAGACGGGAAGUACGUUUCUUUUGAGGACCGUCAGUGGCACCAGCCGUGCUUCAAGUGCUCGCGCUGCUCGGUGUCACUGGUCGGCUCCGGCUUCUUCCCCGACCGAGACGAGAUUCUGUGCACAGACUGCAACAACGAUGAGUGACCGCUUCCCAGGAUGCCUGCACCUGAUGUGGCAAAAUUUAAAACACUGCUGACACGGGCAGAAAAACCUCCAAACCUCAGCCGUGCACAUGAACACUGCAAUGCACAAAGCAUGCACAGCUCCAGACAGCCUUUAGCACACUAACAUGUAUGUAUAAAUUCUGCAUAAAUAACCUGUGAUGACAUGACUUUGUUCUUUUUUGGUAUAUAUAUUUUGCACGUGCACGUGUGCACACACACCUACAUAAAUAUGUAUUAAGUUAUAACAGUGGUAAGCCAACAUUUGUUUCAUUUUUCCUUUAUUUCAGCUACAUGUUUAAAGAUACAGUAUGUAAGAUUUAGAGGCGUUUAUUAGCAGAGUCUCCAUCAACAAAGAAGCAAAAACAUGAAGGGAAACAAAUUCAUGACCGGUGAUGCCAUUAUGCAAUCUUCAACCUCACCACUAGAUGACACUAAAUCUUACAAACUGUAGCUUUAAGUGUUAUGGCACAUGCUUGUAAAAAUCACUUGUUAUUGAUUUAUAAACCCAAAUAUGCUCAAAAACCGAAGCAAAAUUCCAGUAUCCCUUGACUUUUGCAACAUAAUUAUAUCUACAGUACUGUGCAUAAAGUCUUAAGCACCUUAGUGUAUUUUGAAGAAAUGCAUUUAGUAAAAGUCAGUUUGUAG
Thalassophryne amazonica is the source of this 1752-nucleotide messenger RNA. It is a transcript of the gene fhl3b, whose product is annotated as four and a half LIM domains 3b. The transcript has 6 exons. Gene Ontology annotation, cellular component: Z disc; stress fiber; nucleus. The record is from RefSeq and is a predicted model, not a curated record. Gene Ontology annotation, biological process: actin cytoskeleton organization. Gene Ontology annotation, molecular function: transcription coregulator activity; actin binding. The coding region runs from base 248 to 1087 and encodes 279 amino acids. NCBI's taxonomy places the organism in Eukaryota, Metazoa, Chordata, Actinopteri, Batrachoidiformes, Batrachoididae.